Molecule: messenger RNA, 6269 nt
Organism: Balaenoptera acutorostrata (minke whale)
Lineage: Eukaryota; Metazoa; Chordata; Mammalia; Artiodactyla; Balaenopteridae
Gene: COL22A1
Product: collagen type XXII alpha 1 chain
Exons: 63
Coding region: 503-5269 (1588 amino acids)
Source: RefSeq, a predicted model, not a curated record
CCGCUCCGGCCCCUUCGCCCCCGGGGGGGACCGAGCAGCUUUGUUCCUGCGCAGCAGCUGGGCUGGCUGCCGCUGCUGCCUUUCUCCCCAAAGAAGCGUCUCCCCUUUCCCUAUUUUUCUGUUUCUCACACACUUUCUAUUUUAUUCUCUGAGUGCCAAGACUUACCUUUUUACUGUAUUUAUUUAGUUAUCUGUUUGAAAACUAGCUCUCUCUCCGGACCCCUGGCCUGCGGGGGGCCCCCAGACCUAUUUCAAGUCUUAUCUGGAGAGUCAGUUUGCUAGAUUUGGGGGAAGGGUCGGGGGGGUCGCUGGCAGGUGACCCUCAGGAGGGGGCUGCCUGGGGCUGGCGUCUUCUCCAGACACUGCUUCCUGUGGAUCCGCCGGGACUCGGACCCUAGCUGGCAUCCCUCUGAGCUUCUCCCCCCGCCAGGACAUGUUCCAGUAGACCCUAACGGCGUCUCUUCCUGGCCCAGAAACGCUUGUUCCCAAGCACGAGAGAGCCAUGGGCAGCCUGCAAGGGAGCGUCGUGGCCCAUCUCCUCUGGACGCUGCUGCUCUGGAGUGGGGACAGCAGCUGUCAGGCCCAGAGGGCAGGUUGCAAAAGCGUCCACUACGACCUGGUCUUCCUCCUGGACGCCUCCUCGAGCGUGGGCAAGGAGAACUUCGAGAAGGUCCGGCAGUGGGUGGCCAACCUGGUGGACACGUUCGAGGUGGGCCCGGACCGCACCCGCGUGGGCGUCGUGCACUACAGCGACCGGCCGACCACUGCCUUCGAGCUGGGCCGCUUCGGCUCACGGGCCGAGGUCAAGGCGGCGGCGCGGCAGCUGGCCUACCACGGCGGCCACACGCACACGGGCGACGCGCUGCGCUACGUCACGCGGCACAGCUUCGCGCCGUGGGCCGGCGGCCGCCCCGGGGACCGCGCCUUCAAGCAGGUGGCCAUCCUGCUGACUGACGGCCGCAGCCAGGACCUGGUGCUGCCCGCCGCCGCUGCCGCGCACCGCGCGGGCAUCCGCAUCUUCGCCGUGGGCGUGGGCGAGGCGCUGCGGGAGGAGCUGGAGGAGAUCGCCUCCGAGCCCAGGGCCGCGCACGUCUUCCACGUGUCGGACUUUGACGCCAUCGACAAGAUCUGGGGCAAGCUGCGGCGCCGCCUGUGCGAGAACGUGCUCUGCCCCAGCGUUCGUGUAGAAGGAGAUCGCUUUAAGCACACCAAUGGCGAAAGCAAGGAAAUCACAGGUUUUGACCUGAUGGAUUUGUUCAGUGUGAAGGCGACCUUGGGGGAGAGAGAGAACGGGGCGCAGAGUUCCUACGUCCGGAUGGGAUCCUUCCCUGUGGUGCAAAGGACUGAGGAUGUGUUCCCGCAAGGCUUGCCUGAUGAGUACGCCUUUGUCACCACCUUCCGGCUCCGGAAGAUGUCUCGGAAAGAAGACUGGUAUAUCUGGCAGGUCAUCGACCAGUACGGCAUCCCGCAGGUGUCCAUCCGGCUGGACGGCGAGAACAAGGCCGUGGAGUACAACGCUGUGGGUGCCAUGACGGAUGCCGUCAGGGUGGUCUUCCGAGGUCCGCGGGUCCAUGACCUUUUCACCCGGGACUGGCACAAGUUGGCCCUGAGCAUCCAGGCCCAGAACGUCUCCCUGUACAUAGACUGUGCGCUGGUGCAGACACUGCCCAUCGAGGAGAGGGAGAACAUCGACAUCCAGGGGAAGACCGUGAUCGGCAAGCGCCUCUAUGACAGCGUGCCCAUCGACUUUGACCUACAGCGGAUCGUGAUUUACUGUGACUCGCGACACUCGGAACUGGAGACGUGCUGUGACAUCCCCUCGGGCCCGUGCCAGGUGACCGUGCUGACGGAGCCCUCACCCCCGCCCCAGCCGCCUCCCACCUCCGGCAGUGAACAGAUCGGGUUUUUGAAGACUAUCAACUGCUCCUGCCCAGCUGGAGAAAAGGGUGAAAAGGGCUUUGAUGGCCCAGUGGGACUCCCCGGCCCAAAGGGGGACAUGGGAGCCCCUGGGCCGCCUGGAGCUCCUGGACCCAAGGGAGAGAAAGGAGAUACGGGCAGAGGACCUUUUGUCCAAGGAGAAAAGGGUGAAAAGGGUUCCCUGGGCCUAUCGGGUUCCCCUGGGAGAGACGGCAGCAAAGGCAUGCGGGGGGAGUCGGGAGAGCCAGGAGAGCCGGGGCUGCCCGGGGAGGUGGGCAUGCGGGGACCCCAAGGACCUCCUGGACUUCCCGGACCUCCCGGCCCCGUCGGAGCUCCUGGUCUCCAUGGAGAACGAGGUGAAAAGGGAGCCCGAGGAGAAAAGGGGGAGAGAGGCCUGGAUGGAUUCCCCGGGAAGCACGGGGACACCGGAAAGCAGGGAAGACCCGGCCCUCCUGGCAUGCCAGGGCCCCAGGGAGAAAAGGGUGCCGUGGGGCCGGCAGGACCUCCCGGGGUACCGGGCUCGGUGGUGCAGAGAGAGGGCCUGAAGGGCGAGCAGGGAACCCCGGGACCACGAGGUCACCAGGGCCCUCCCGGGCCACCAGGCGCUCCGGGUCUGAUGGGUCCAGAAGGCAAGGAUGGACCUCCUGGUUUGCCAGGUCUCCGAGGAAAGAAAGGUGAGACCGGCCCUCCUGGAAUCCCUGGAUUGCUGGGGCAGCAGGGCCCCCCAGGACCACCUGGCGUCCCAGGCCCCCCUGGACCCGGAGGCCCCCCGGGUUUGCCUGGAGAGAUCGGCUUCCCAGGAAAACCCGGGCACCCUGGGCAGGCGGGACCUCCUGGAAAGGAUGGGCUGAACGGACCCCCAGGCCUGCCAGGACCCAAGGGAGACCGGGGAGACAGAGGGGCGGACGGUUUGCCCGGACAGCCUGGCCCACAGGGAGAAGCUGGGGGGCAGGGCCUGGCCGGCCGACCUGGAGACAAGGGAGAGGCAGGGCUCCCAGGCGUGAGGGGAGAGAAAGGAGAACAGGGAGAGAAAGGGGAACUGGGACUCCCGGGACCGAAAGGUGACCAAGGUGCAAAGGGUGAAACGGGUCCAGCAGGCCCCCCGGGAUUACCUGGAACUGGAGGACAAGGGCCCAAAGGAGAGAAGGGCAAUCCCGGCGCGCCUGGGGAAGCGGGAUCACAGGGUCAUCCUGGAGAACUGGGGCCUCGGGGACCCAUCGGACCACCGGGUGCCAAGGGGCAGGAAGGCGCGCAGGGGCCGCCCGGAGCAGCUGGGAGCCCCGGCGCUCCUGGACCUGUAGGUCCCCCUGGUUCCCGUGGCCCCCCAGGAAGUGCGGGCCCCCCGGGCACCAGAGGCCCCCCUGGGAAACAUGGGGAGCGCGGUGAGAAGGGAGCAGUGGGAGAGGAAGGAAGGCCAGGGCCAGGUGGCCCCAGGGGCGAUCCUGGUGCCCCUGGGCUCCCGGGGCCGCCCGCAAGAGGGAAAGAUGGAGAACCGGGACUUCCUGGACCACCUGGACCACCUGGACCUCCAGGAACUAAGGGGGACCGUGGUGCACCUGGGAUCCCCGGCUCUCCUGGCAACCACGGAGACCCGGGCGUUGGGGUCACUGGCCCUCCUGGCCCCUCUGGACCACCAGGAGACAAAGGGCCUCAGGGGUCUCAAGGCCCACCUGGAUUCCCCGGUCCCCAGGGACCAGCUGGCCAAGACGGUGUACCUGGAAACCCAGGAGAAAGGGGGCCUCCUGGCAAACCAGGCCUCUCUCCACUACUGUCUCCAGGGGACAUAAAUCUCUUGGUUAAGGAUGUGUGCAGUGACUGUCCCCCAGGUCCCCCAGGCCUCCCUGGUCUGCCAGGUUUUAAAGGGGACAAAGGUCUCCCGGGAAAGCCAGGGAGAGAAGGCACAGAAGGGAAAAAGGGAGAUGCUGGGCCCAGAGGCCUCCCAGGGCCCCCAGGAAAAGAUGGACCACAGGGAAAUAAAGGAGAACGUGGUGCAGAUGGUGAGACUGGACAGAAAGGUGAUCAGGGUCAUCCAGGAGUUCCAGGUUUCAUGGGGCCCCCAGGGAACCCUGGGCCACCGGGGGCAGGUGGAAUUGCCGGAGCUGCGGGACCGCCAGGAAUCCAAGGAUCCCCGGGGAAAGAAGGUCCUCCUGGCCCCCAAGGCCCAUCUGGAUUACCUGGAAUCCCAGGAGAAGAAGGCAAAGAAGGCAGAGAUGGAAAACCAGGGCCCCCUGGAGAGCCGGGCAAAACAGGAGCGCCAGGUCUGCCAGGACCGGAGGGUGCCCGCGGUCCCCCUGGCUUCAAGGGACACACAGGCGACUCUGGCCCCCCUGGCCCCCGGGGAGAGCCUGGGGCCAUGGGGCCCCCUGGCCGGGAAGGGUCACCAGGAAAAGAUGGUGACAUUGGACCCACAGGGCCACAGGGUCCCCGAGGACUGAGGGGCUUACCGGGUAAGAACGGAUCGCCUGGAUCUCCAGGAGACCACGGCACUCCAGGCCAGCCCGGCCAGAAGGGAACCAGAGGAGAAGACGGCAGCCCAGGGCUCCCUGGCUUCCUGGGUCCCAGUGGGCCGCAGGGUGAGCCGGGAGAGAAGGGAGUCCCAGGCAAGGAGGGCGCCCCUGGGAAGCCGGGAGAGCCGGGACCCAGAGGAGAAAGGGGAGAUCCUGGCAUCAAAGGUGACAAAGGACCUCCCGGUGGCAAGGGCCAGCCUGGAGACCCUGGGAUCCCAGGCCACAAAGGUCACACAGGCCUAAUGGGCCCCCAGGGACUACCUGGGGAGAACGGGCCGGCCGGGCCACCGGGGCCCCCGGGCCAGCCAGGAUUUCCAGGACUGAGGGGGGAGUCUCCAUCCAUGGACAUCCUGCGGCGGCUCAUCCGAGAAGAAGUGGAGAAGCAGCUGGAAACCAAACUCGCCUACCUCCUGGCCCAGAUGCCCUCAGCGCACACCAAGGCCUCUCAAGGCAGACCCGGGCCCCCAGGGCCCCCUGGAAAAGAUGGGCUUCCAGGUCGGGCAGGCCCCAUGGGGGAGCCAGGACGGCCUGGGCAGGGGGGUCUGGAGGGACCCUCUGGGCCCAUAGGUCCCAAAGGUGAGCGAGGAGCCAAAGGUGACCCAGGUGAACCUGGAGUUGGCCUCCGAGGCCAGGUGGGACCUGCCGGGAUCCCAGGUCAACCCGGGGAACCUGGCUAUGCUAAAGAUGGGCUGCCCGGGGGUCCCGGUCCUCAAGGGGAGACAGGACCAGCUGGACACCCUGGCCCCCCAGGACCCCCCGGCCCCCCUGGCCAGUGUGACCCCUCCCAGUGUGCCUACUUCGCCAGCCUCGCUGCUGCUCGACCUGGUAAUGUGAAGGGCCCAUAGAAGAUUCCCGAAUGCCAGGAAACGGCGGUGGAUUUCUGAAACUUGAACGCAGAGCCCGAUGGGAAGCAGAGGUCUUGAGACAUUUCAGCCUUGUGUUUUUUUUCUUUCUUUCUUUUAUCAUUUGUUUUUGUCUUAUUUUCUUGAGAGACCUCAACAUUAUUAAAACCAACAGAUGCUGCCGGUCGGUCAGAUUAUUAUUAUUAUUGUUGUUGUUGUUAAUUAUUAUUAUUAUUUCAUAUGGUAAUGCUUUUCAAGUUUUUCCCCUCUCCUCUUAAGUUGGGAAAACUUGAUUCGUGGGGCAGGGGAUUGUUUGUUUCCCGUUCUUCUGACAGCCCCCAUUUGAAGCAUAGCUGCCGGUUUUAAGGAAACUCUCGGUGCUAUAAACCCCGACCAGACACUUGCCAAACUUACCUCUUUCCUCAAAAGGAAACUUUAAGAAAAUGAGGCAAUGGGCUUCUAUUCUUGAUUGUGCCCAGAGGUCGCCCAGGGAGAAAUUAUCCACCAGUCGCUACUUCCCAGGAGAGAUAAGUAAAGCAGGAAGAGAAGGAGUUUGCAGACAUGAAGAACAUUCUCUCCUCCUGAUGGAAAGUGCACGCAGAAGAGCACAGGAUCCCUCCUCUGGGAGCCAACUCAGCGCCUCGGUGUUUCAAACCUGCGGAAGUGAAACACUGUUGUGUGGCUGGCAACAGCUUCCUGGAAUCCCACAUCUGCACCAAAAAUGCAGGAGCCGGUGUGGAAAGAGUAGGCCCUGUGUGUUAAGUUGGCUUCUGAGCCAUGGACAGAACUCCCCCCUGCCCCUCACUGUUGGUUUCACUCUAAUUUUGAAAUAAGGGGGUCCAGAGACCACUCCCGUGUGUUUUCCUGAUGGUGGGCAAUUGGCCGGGGUGCUGGCCAGGGCUGGGAAAUGUGUGCCUCCAGCUUCUGGCUCUGAAAUAAAUGGCAUCGAGUGUGUGUGUGUAAAUGACAUGCCCAGCUUGAACAGGUGCUCAAUAAAUCCAAG